Aureobasidium uvarum is the source of this 849-nucleotide messenger RNA. NCBI's taxonomy places the organism in Eukaryota, Fungi, Ascomycota, Dothideomycetes, Dothideales, Saccotheciaceae. The record is from the annotation of a GenBank genome assembly.
AUGGCUACUACUGUCGAAAGUUUGAUGUCACUUACUCAAGUCCCACUUGGACCGAAUGGAGAACCCCUCCGAAGAUCUGAACGUCUCAAUAAACUCAAGAGCGAAGACGAGAUCUGGCAAGGAUUGCAGAAAGUCAAAGGCACGAACUACGAGAGACUCAGUCUGUACAACCAUAACGGAGUCCCCAAGAAACUCUAUGCCGUCAAAGCGCUCGACAUCAACCUCGACAACUUGUGGCCUGGUAAAAUCGUCAAGGCAAUCGACUGUUACCCUCAGACAGACCUCAAAUGCCGACCAUACGAUGGCACUAUCGGCGCGACUUCCAUUGCCGGCCCCAUCGCGGCAAAGUUCCGCUACAUGAUAGUCCUGUGGAGGACUAAUCAGGGAGUGGCGGCGAUACCUCUCUAUACCCAGACAGAGAGCAAACUUAGCAAGAACAGAAUGGGCGAGCUCGUAAGCGUCUGUACGGUGGGAAUGACCAAGUGGCCGGGAGACACACCAUGGGCAGGCAUGCCAAUCCUCGUAUCUUUCAACCCAGAAUACAACUGCGAGAACAAAUGUUACGCCGAUCUUUCCCGUCCACACUGGAUAGGACAAUGCGAAACGAUCCUUGACGACGUCGGUCACGUCGAGGGUGGAGAAUACAGCAGACUGAUAGACUUGCUCCACAUGAAAGAGCGCGAGUUCAGAACAGCUGCCUUCGCGAGGUUCAAAACAAAACCAGAUGGCACUUCAGAGACUUGGGACCCAUGGACGCCUACCAGCAAUCACCAGCCGAAGGCGAAAGAGAGGUUCAAGGAUGACAAAGUAAACAGAAUGAACUUCCAGGAGUUCAAGCACGGCAAGUAG